Molecule: messenger RNA, 1847 nt
Organism: Nasonia vitripennis (jewel wasp)
Lineage: Eukaryota; Metazoa; Arthropoda; Insecta; Hymenoptera; Pteromalidae
Exons: 3
Coding region: 100-438 (112 amino acids)
Source: RefSeq, a predicted model, not a curated record
AGCGCUCUAUUACUCUCCCUCUUCCUACCCCUUUUCACUCGAUAAUAUCGCGUGCACGUCCGCCGAAUAAGUGUCGACGUGAUCGCCGCUGGGCCUGUGAUGCAGCUGAUCAGCAUGCGGCACCACGUGAAAUUGGCUCUGUGCCUCCUACUGGUCCUGGUCUACGUGAACGGAAAGGCAGAGUCGGCGAGUCGCCACGCCAUCGCCAAGAGAAACUACAGCGACCAGAGUGUCAGGGGCUACUUGGCCGAGAGAACCUGCUGGUGGAACGAGGUGUGCAAGGAGGAGUUCCACAGCAAGUUCCGCUGCCGCUGUCCGCGUUACUCCUACUGCCGGGCGCCCGGACGCUACUACGACGCUCACUGCAGUAUGACGAGGACCGGAUACAUCUGGACCCAACCCGCGACAUCCCUUGCCUUGGAUCCCGUUGACAAAUAAACCGCAUUCUACAUCAGCGAGUCUAUGAUAAUAUAUAAUGUUAGAUGCAUCACACGCCAUCGGGGCCGUCCAACCUUUGGAGCUGACUGAUGUUGCUAUCCGAGUCGCUGCAUUGCUUAUGGGGAGGAAAUUAAUUUAAUGCGCGUAAAAGCGCUGAUGUCUUACCACCCCGCGACUUGUUCUACUUGUUCUCGGUACACCUCUAUAUUAUAAUAUUAUACGCGGCUCGGACUGCGACAUAUCUCAGCUCUGGUCCAAGUGGACGCAUGUCGCGACAUGUUCAUGUAUAAAAACAAAGCAGUUGACAUUCUUGUUGAAUUUACGUAUAAUUAUAUAUCGUAUAAGUACUCAAUGCUAUGCAUCUAUAUACUGCGCUCAUUCGAGUUCGAUCAUAGGAAUCGUUACGCCUUUGAGAAUUUGUGAUUUACUUUUAAAGUAUUUUAUUAUACUGUUACGAAUAUAAGCUAUAGAUUAGUCGAAAGUUGGUCGAUUUUGCAGUCUUGCAAGACACUUAUCAGAUUAUAUUAGAUCGUAUUGGAUAUGGUAACUACGCCAAACUCUUUCAAUCAUCAGGACGGUUAGGAUUGCUCCGCGCGAUAUUAGGUAUGUUAUAUUCUAUAGUUGUGAUGCGCAUCUUCUUUUCCCGGCUGUGACCGGGUCAUCAUAAGCUGCCAUUCUAACAUCGGCACACAAUUCGAGGGGAAACAAAUUUGUUCAAUCUUUUAUAAUCUAAUGUUUUUCUUCGCACAAACACGAACUUUUUGCUCUAAUAUGCAAUUACAGUGUCGAAACUAUAUAACGUUAUAGGGGAAUAAGUUAUUCGGGAAAACGACAAUAUAUACAACGAUAUAGUACGUUGGUUGUUUGUUUUUGUAACGUUGUUGAAAACCAAGUUCAGAGAGCCUUUUUUACGAUUAUUCGGGAUGUGCAUGACAUUAUUCCGAAAAGGACGGGCAGUUUCAUUAAAAGGCGUGAUCACCAGGUGCUUACUUUUUUUAAUGCACAUUUACACGAUAUUUAGAUCGUAAAAACGAUUGUUACAUGUUAUGUUGGACAGUGGAAAACAGUCGUUAGAAAAUUUAAUUGAAAUUAUUUUACGUAUAGGUGUAUACAAUGAGAAGGAGAAAGUUGACGAAAAAUUAGGACCAUCGAUAACGCGAUAAGUUCGAUUCUGCAUAAAAUAAGGACUUUUUGGGAAAAAUUAAAUCAAACUUGUUAGAAAUUUAACAACAAAAAAACUAAUGAAAUCUGUUGAGCUCUUCAAAGACUUAAUAAUUAUAUAUAUAUAUAUAUAUAUAUAUAUAUAUAAUAGCGAACACGACGAUGUAUACUUUUUAAAAUAUAUUGUUAAACUUUAAUUAGCAAUUUCGACUUAAACAUUAUAUUAGUAAAAUUUAAUGACAAUAUAA